UCUUCAACAAGGCCUUUAUUAGAGGGAGGCGUGACGUCUUUAACGAGACGCUCGCUCGACGCUGGGACCUUCCGGACCGCCUGAACAACGAAACGGUCCUGCAAUUACUGAACUAAAGAGGAACAUCCAUAAUCCUUACCAAAGAAGGAUUACAUUUUUCUUAUUGUUUUUUUAAGGAUUCGAUUAUGGCUACUUAGACGCCUACAAAGGGGAUGUCCAAGACGGGGGGAGGGGUUUGAGAGCACAUAUCCCUUGGUCUGUAUGUGUGUGUGUGUGUGUGUGUGUGUGUGUGUGUGUGUGCGCGCUUGAUUUAUUUAGUUUAUAAUGUUUGUACAAAUAAUCACAAACAACAUGUUAAAGUUUGAAUGGCUGCAUAAUAUAUUAGACAUGUCUGAUCUGAAUAUUCAAUCUAAUACAGUGUAUACUGAUCCUGGGUGAUGUGAUCGCAGUGUAAUAUUCUGAUAAUUGAUUUGAGGAUGCAUUUUAACUAUGCUUUUUAAAAUAGCCCGUCCUUUUUGUACUGCACAGGCUGUGUUUGGUUGGACGUACUGUACAUCCACUGGGACUCUAACUGAAGAAGAAAUAUUGAGGUUUCAGCAGUUAAAUGCUCAGAGGUGGUACUCUCUACUAGGUACAUGUAAAAUAGAUCCAGGUGUGAAGUAGAGCCUCAGGCUACAUGUAGGGGUUUGGAUGUUUCAGGAGAAUUAAUGUCAAACAUAUCCAGGGACAUGUCAUGCAGUUUGUAUCCAAUACUGUGUGAGGAUGGUGGUCGCUGGACGGGUAGUUUUGUUUCUUCUGCACUAAGUUUUGCACUUAGCCAAGCUUCACUUUCUUUUUUACCAUCUCUUCUCUGGUUCGGUAGUUUGAGUUUAGCACCUCCUCCUACUCUCCUCCCCCCGGAGUCUAUUUAACUAUUUUCUGUUGCAGUAUGAGUCAGUGUGUAUGUGUGAGAAUCUGAGACCUUGGGUUUUCUCAAACCCCUCUCCCUUGGAAGGACAUCUCUUUUGCCCUAAUAUUUCUUAAACUUAAAUUUAAAAAAAAUGGAAACUCUUGUUCAACUCAAAACCAACCCGUUUUUGUUGGGUUUGUGUCGCAACGGGCCUCCUCCUGACCUGCAGUAUGACAACUCCUCCGAGCUCUUCCGCAUUUCCACCUUUGCUCGAUUCCCCGCUUCGGGAGUCACGGAGCGCAGUUUGGCGAGGGCGGGUUGGUUCUACACCGGCGUGGGCGACCGGGUGCAGUGUUUCCGGUGCAACGUGACGGCGGAGGGCUGGCAGGCCGGAGACUGUCCCACAGAGAAACACAGACAGCUCUCUUCUUCCUGCUCCUUCAUCCAGAGCCUCCCAUCCACAGCCAAUCUGCUCUCCUCCUCGCACUCCGCCUUCUCCCCUCUCCGCAUUGCCCCAGCCAUACCACUUUCUGGUCCAGGCCCAGCAGCUCCUAACCCGACCGCAAGCCAAGGUGAAGAGCCCGUCGGCUACCUAAAUAUGGGCUUCUCUGCUCCACUGCCCUCCAGCCCACUCGCCUCUCGCGGCGUGGAGGACAUGUCCCACCAGAGACCGAUAUGCCACAACCCCAGCAUGCGCAGAGAGCAGGACCGCCUGGACACAUUCCACCCCUGGACGCUCUCCAUCAUAACUCCAGCCGAGCUCGCCAAGGCCGGCUUUUACUACCUGGUCCAGGGCGACCGAGUGGCCUGCUUCAGCUGUGGUGGACAGUUGAGUAACUGGGAGCCAGGUGACCGAGCUGUAUCGGAGCACCAGAGGCAUUAUCCAAACUGCCGAUUUGCGCGCGGCGACAGAGCCGACAACGUGCCGCUGGCUGGAGCUGCGGCGGCGUCUGGAGGAGUAACUUCUCAACUGUCCUCAGGAGCCGCGGCCCUCAGUAACGUGUCGAACCCGGCCAUGCAGCAGAGCGACGAGAGGCUGCUCACUUUUGUCAACUGGCCUUCUCGUAUCCCCGUCAGGCCCGACCAGCUGACUAAAGCCGGCUUCUACUAUGUCGGCCGCAACGACGACGUCAAGUGUUUCUGCUGCGAUGGAGGCCUACGGUGCUGGGAGUCGGGAGAUGAUCCAUGGGUGGAACAUGCUAAAUGGUUCCCUAGGUGUGAAUAUUUGCUCCAGGAGAAGGGACAAGAGUUUGUUCACCAGAUUCAGGCUCGCUUCCCUCGGCUGUUUGAGCAGCUUUUACCAAAUGGAGACAGCAGCUCCAGAGAGUUUGUGGAUCCACCUGUGGUUCACCUCGGGCCAGGAGAGGAGCGAUCCGAGGACGCCGUCAUGAUGAACACCCCCGUGAUUAAGUCUGCUUUAGAAAUGGGCUUCGAGCGCAAUCUCGUCAAGCAAACGGUCCAAAGCAAGAUCCUGACCAGCGGAGAGAACUACAGAACAGUCCAGGAACUGGUCCUGGACCUGCUGAGUGCCGAGGACCAGAAAAGGGAGGAGGAGCGAGAGAUGGUGGCAGAGGCGAUGGCAUCAGAUGGUUUCACCUUUGUGAAGAGACACCAGGCGGCGUUGAUCCAGCGCCUGAAGAGUGUGGAGCCAGUGCUGGAGCAUUUAAGAGAGCAAAAUGUUUUAUCUACCGAGGAGUACAGCGGUCUGAAGGCCCAGACGUCGGCCCAGCAGCAGACCGCCAGGCUCAUAGAGCUCGUCCUCACCAAGGGGAACGCUGCAGCAGAGGUCUUUCGCAACUGGAUCCAGAAAAACGACGUCCACCUGCUCCGAGAUCUCAUGGCACAAUCAAACGAAGCUGCGUCACCAAGCCAAGAUCUUUCAGACCUCCCCAUGGAGGAGCAGCUGCGACGCCUGCAGGAGGAGCGUACCUGCAAGGUGUGUAUGGACAAAGAAGUCAACAUUGUCUUCAUCCCAUGUGGACAUCUGGUGGUGUGCAAAGAGUGCGCGCCAUCGCUGCGAAAGUGCCCAAUCUGCAGAGGCCUGGUUAAAGGCACGGUCCGAACCUUCCUCUCAUAGCCAGGAUCCUGCAGGCCACAACGAUGUGAUUGAAUGUACGCAAUAUGAUGUAGGUUUAUAUACAGCUGACAGACAUAACAUGGUACCAUAGUGACAUAAAAAUUACAUUUAUAUUAUUACUGCUAUUAUUAUUCUAUUAUAUCCAUUGAUGUUAGUAGUAGUAGUCAUAUUUCUGCUAUUGUCAUUCCAUUAUAUUCACUUAUACUAUUAUUACUUUUAUUAGUUCUCUUUUCUGGUUGUCUGUUUCUCUCUCUUUCUUAGGGAUAUUCAUAAUUAACCAUUUAACCCUUAACUGACAAUGAUACUUUCGACCAAUCAAGACACACAGAUGACAAGCUAAACUAAUUGAUGCAAUGGAGACUAUGACAAUGCACGCAAUGUGACCGCUAACUCUACUGGACGAGCGAUCCGGGGAUAGACGCUGCAGCUGUCAAUGAGGGGUUUUACCUGUUUGUGCAUCGUUAUCUUUACAGCUUGUCGCUCUCUAACCAGAGCUCCGCUGCAUGCAGAGUACUAAUCUUGGAAAUUAACGGUUAAUGAUUUGUCUGCUAUAGGUCAGAAAAAAAACAAAGUUAGCAUCCCCUGUCUCUCUCUCACUUUCAACCCAAUCGGGUGAUGAAGAUGGAUAACUUGUUAUGAUUUAUCUGAUAGAGAUGUAAGAAUACAGUUGAUUUGAAUGUUCAGUACAAGUCUCAUUUUAAUAUCUGAUUUGAUAAUGGAACAUUAUUUAAUCUUUAUUAUAUAAAAUUGUAUUUUUACAACUGGGUAAUGUAUUAAAAACCAGUAUCAUAUUGUUAAUGGGUAUAUUUUCAUGUUUUCAGUAAAUCUCACAAUAUGGAAAAUGUAUGAAAAAUCUCAUCAAUGUUCAAUGCAAUGAACUGUGUUCUUUAAUUCAUUACAUAAGACACAUGCAUUUAUACAUGCACUUAUUUUCUCAACACAUGAAUUUAUUAUUUCAAAUGGCACAAGAGUGUAUUAUACAAACCAGCCCUGACUGAAUCAGGAUUAUCUAAACUAAACUUUAUGAACUUUGCAAACUUUAAUAUAUUAUAUAUAAUUGUAAAGCAUAUUCUCACUUUCUGUAUGAAAAUCCAACGAUCAAAUUAAAGUGGCUUUUGUUAAUUACUUCA
This is a messenger RNA of Anarrhichthys ocellatus (wolf-eel), 4096 nucleotides long. RefSeq names its product baculoviral IAP repeat containing 2 (gene birc2). Gene Ontology annotation, molecular function: ubiquitin protein ligase activity; cysteine-type endopeptidase inhibitor activity involved in apoptotic process. The coding region runs from base 1041 to 2966 and encodes 641 amino acids. The record is from RefSeq and is a predicted model, not a curated record. Lineage: Eukaryota; Metazoa; Chordata; Actinopteri; Perciformes; Anarhichadidae. The transcript is spliced from 14 exons. Gene Ontology annotation, cellular component: cytoplasm; nucleus. Gene Ontology annotation, biological process: positive regulation of protein ubiquitination; regulation of cell cycle; negative regulation of apoptotic process.